Adineta ricciae is the source of this 1074-nucleotide messenger RNA. NCBI's taxonomy places the organism in Eukaryota, Metazoa, Rotifera, Eurotatoria, Adinetida, Adinetidae. The record is from the annotation of a GenBank genome assembly.
AUGGCAGUCCACACACAUCACAUUACAAAUGAACAAAUCAAAAACAUUUUACAAGAUAGUAAAGUUCUCGAUGGUAAUGAUGAAUUCACCUCAUCGCGUAUUACCAAUGGAUUUUGUAAUCCAAUCUAUCACAUAAAGAUGUCCAGCGGUAAUCAGUAUAUUCUGAAGGUGACAAAUCCGAUUUGGAAGAAACUCAAGACAAGAAAUGAAGCGAUCGUGCUGAAUUUCUUGCAUAAGUACACAUCGAUCCCAGUACCGAAAGUCAUCUCGUAUUCGAACACAAAUGAACUUAUCGGUUACGAAUACAUUCUUAUGACGUACGUACCAGGAAUUCCAUUGUCUGAUGUUUAUGAUUCGUUAAGUUUCGAAGAACGAAAGCCUUAUUUAUUUCAACUUGUGAAAAUUUAUGUUGAAAUGGUGAAUAUCGAUAUACGUUCAACCGAUAUGAAUAAAUUAGGUUGCUUUGAAAAGAUCAACGAAAAGGAUGGAGCGUUCGAAGCGGUUUUAUGUCCCAAUGUCGAUUCCCUACAAGGUCCACACAACAAUAUCUACGAUUAUUCAUGCGAUUACAUCAAGUUUCGAUUUCCAGAAAUGUUACAGUCGAAAUAUUCUCACUAUGUACCGAAAUUCGAAGCAAUUAUCAAAUCAUUGCGCGAAGAGCAACAGAAAACGGUAUUCGACGAACGAGUAGUCCUAACGCAUACGGAUAUAGCGCCAAAAAAUGUCAUAGUCGAUCCUGCAACAAAAACCGUUCAAGCCUUGAUCGACUGGGAAUGGAGUUCGUUGAUGGUUGUCGAUCAAGAUUUUGAAACCAUGACGCUUGGAGGAGUAUGGAAAGGCGAGCAAGAAUUAGUGUUCCUUCGUGAAACUCUAUCUACUCUCUUGGGUGAACAACGAAUGAAAACAUAUCAGGAGCAAUUCGAAAAACGAAAGAAUAUGAAUGAUGCUGUAUCUGAAGCUAUGGUUAUUGUUGCUUAUCAGGAUUGGUAUCACGGUAGAGAACAUCUACUGGAACAAGCAGAGAAAGAUUUGGAACGUGAUGUACAAGAUUUGUUUUCACGAUUUGAUGUGUAA